Molecule: messenger RNA, 760 nt
Organism: Aphanomyces astaci
Lineage: Eukaryota; Oomycota; Saprolegniomycetes; Saprolegniales; Verrucalvaceae
Exons: 1
Coding region: 254-610 (118 amino acids)
Biological process (GO): resolution of meiotic recombination intermediates; replication fork processing; DNA repair
Cellular component (GO): FANCM-MHF complex; Fanconi anaemia nuclear complex
Source: RefSeq, a predicted model, not a curated record
UUGCCGAAGACGGGGACGACGAGCCCUUUCUCCAGCACCAAAUGCCGCUCCACAUGCGCCGUCAAGCCGAGCCACACGUCAAGGACACUUGAUGCCAAGAUGUGGUCGUAGUCAUAGGUCGACGUCUCCAGCUCCCUCUUGCAUUCCAGGAGCAGGGCGGUGCUUGAUCCCAUGAAGGCCGAUCGAACGAACUUGGGCUAUUUAAAGUUCAACUUGUACGGAUAAUCCUGAAAGUGCGUAACCUUAUCCGUAUAUGUACAAUCGUCAAAUGGAUCACGGUGGGGAUGGCGGCGGCGGCGGUGAUUCCAACCCGGCGGGAUUCAAACCCAAGCUCAUUGAACGGAUUCUUCGCAACGUGUGGGACAAUGCCAAGCAAGACGGAGCGGACAUGUACGAGACCAAGUGCGAUGACACAGAUGAUGUCUUGGCGGAUGUGCGCGACAUCACCAAGAUCCAGCCUGACGCACUCAAAAUGACCGCGGAACUCAUGCGACUCUUUGUCCUGGAAGCCCUCCAUCGCGCGCAGGAAGAAGCCAUGAUCGAGGAUAGUUCGCAAGUCGAGUCUCGACACGUCGAGCAGAUCUUGGCGCUACUUUUGCUCGAUUUCUGACCCGGCGAAAUCCCGUUCUAGCAACUAUCAAGACACAAUCUCAUGGACAAGUCGUUCAGUUCUCGCUGUCAGUUGACAGUUUUUCCAAAUCCGAUGUAUUUUCUGAAUAUUGAUACUAAGUUACCGUAAGUCAGUACCAUAGGUUAGUUG